Linum tenue is the source of this 1302-nucleotide messenger RNA. NCBI's taxonomy places the organism in Eukaryota, Viridiplantae, Streptophyta, Magnoliopsida, Malpighiales, Linaceae. The record is from the annotation of a GenBank genome assembly.
GAGUAUGGACGAUCGAGAACGAGACACACAUCUGCAAUAUAAGAAAGCGGAUUCCCAUCUUUCCCCUUCUCCUCCAUUUUCAGCUCCGACGAGAAAAAGAAGAAGAAAAAAUCAAUGGGUUGCUGUGGCGGCGACGAAGACGUCGACGACCCACUUCCCAUCCUUACCCAACACCUCAACCCCUCCGUCGCCGGAACCUCUUCUGCCGGAACAGCACCCAAUUUCUCCACAAUCUCGCCGAUGAACUCCAACUUCUCCGCCCUCUCCUGCCGCGACACCCUCCACCUCAUCCUUGAGAGGCUCCCCUUGGCGGACCUUGCCAGAGCCAGCUGCGUUUCUCGUGCCUGGAACGCGGUGGCCUCCGAUGACGAGAUUACGAGGUGGGCUUUCAUGGCUCCCUGGAAAUUGAAGGAGAUCGUCGGGAAGCCGGGCUCCGGCGGGUUCUGGAGGGACAACGGGAUAGGGAAAUUCGCUGUAUCGCACAAAAUUGUCAGAGGGGAUUCCGUUGCUAGCCUCGCUGUCAAGUAUUCCGUUCAGGUAAUGGACAUAAAAAGACUGAACAACAUGAUGAGUGACCAUGGGAUAUACUCGCGUGACAGGUUGCUAAUCCCAGUUAGCAAUCCCAUUCUUCUUAUCCAUUCCACCUGCUAUAUAGAGCUGGACACCUAUGCCAAAAGGGAAGUGGCGGUACUCUACCUUACCGGUGAGCCUGACAGGAAGCUGAAUCGGCGGUUGUCAAAUAAUGCGACUUCAGAGAGAGGGCGGAAAAGGGUGCUUGAUUCGUUGAGGAGAAGCAUGCAAGUCGAUGAUGGGACGGCUCUUUACUACCUGACUAUCUCAGACGGGGAUCCUCGUGCUGCGCUCUCCGAGUUCUCGGCAGAUGUCAGGUGGGAAAGACAGGUUGGACUGGCCUAGUAGCUCAAAUCAAAUGUCUACGUUCGGUUAAUGAGAUGAAAGUUCUCUAGACUCCUUUCUCUGGUUUCUGUUGAUUCCCUGUUGUUGUUUGUAUAUGCAAUGUCUCGUGGUUAUGGCAGGGAUGCUGAAAAAUGUUAUUGUGGUUUGUGUAAGCAAGCUGAGUGAGUUGUUUGUAUUCAUGUGAAGAUACACGAUUGGAAAAAAGUUGUAUGUAUAUGUAAUAUGACGUUCUCCAUUUCUGUUGGAAUGAUUUUAGAUCAUUGUGUUCUGUUUAGGGUGGUUUGCAGAACAGGAUUUGGGUCCAUGGACAGAAAGUUAUGUUUUUCAUUUUGUUGAGAUUUCAAAUUACCAAAAUUUGGAAAUAUCAAAAUUUUCUUUCUGUUGAAA